Molecule: messenger RNA, 4657 nt
Organism: Owenia fusiformis
Lineage: Eukaryota; Metazoa; Annelida; Polychaeta; Sabellida; Oweniidae
Source: the annotation of a GenBank genome assembly
GAAAAAAGGCGGCCAUCUUUUAAGGAUUUGAGAUUUUUCCUUUUUUCAACAAAUGGUAUGAUUAACCCCAAACUGUUCGACAUAUAGCACAACAGCAUAAUCAUGUCUUUUGACUUUGCCAUCCCCAUGUGUAAAGAGGAGCUGUUGAAUAGGACAGGAGUUAAUCAGUAUGUUGUAGAUGAGGUGCUCAGCAUUAGGCAGCUACAAAAUGCAUUGAGAGAGUACUCCUCUGCCAGAAGAUCACAAGGCCCUCUAGCUAUUAUACAACACUUUGACACAUUCUAUAGCAUACUCAAGCAACUCUCGCAAGUGGACAAUGAGGUGAAAGAAGAUGCAUGGGAAUCUAUCAUUAAGUCAGUGUCUUCCCAUGCUAAUCUGCUGCCUAACAUGCUGGAUGAGGCAAGCAUUGAACAUCAUUCAAAAAUGGAACAUCUGAACACAUUGAAAAUGAACUGCUAUCUCCUGUGUCAGUUUAUUGAAAUAUUUGAAGCGGAUGCAACUAAACCAUCUGUAACAGUCAAUGCUAAGGGUAAAGGCAAAAAGAAGAAAGCUGCUGAUAUGUCUUGGGAUUGGGAGGGUGAGAGAGAGAGAGCUAUGCAAGCUAUGUCUCAGCUCUUACAACUUAACAUACACAGACUAUGGGACCCUCCUGUGGUAGAAGAAGAAUUUGUCAAUUUGGUGACAAGCUGCUGCUAUAAACUGUUGGAGAAUCCUACAAUAUCUCGUGUCAGCAGUAAACCAACCAGAGACGCAAUCUGUCAGAUAUUAGGCAUGAUGAUAAAGAAGCACAACCAUUCACUCAGUGCAAGUUUAAAAAUUGUCCAGCUGCUGCAACACUUUGAGCAUCUGAUCAGCCCCUUAGCCCAAGCUGUACAAAUGUUUGCAACUGAGUUUGGGGUUAAGACUGUUGUUAGUGAGAUAAUGAGGGAAAUUGGAAGGAUAGAUGCCCAGGAUCUUGUAAAGGAUGCCUCGGGGACUCGCGGCUAUUCAGGUUUCCUUGUUGAACUUGCUGAAAGAAUUCCAGCAAUCAUGCUUCCGAGCAUCAGUGUUAUCCUAGGUCAUCUGGAUGGAGAGUCAUACAUGAUGCGCAAUGGUGUGGUAGGUGUCAUGGGGGAGAUAGUUAUGAAAGUACUUAGCAAGGAAGACCUAGAUGACAAACUGAAAGCAACUAGAGAUCAAUUUUUAGACAAAUUAGAGGAUCACAUACAUGAUGUUCAUGCGUUCACAAGGAGCAAAGUCCUUCAAAUCUGGUUGAAUAUUGUCAAGGAGAAAGCACUUCCAUUGCCGCGGCAACAGCAUGUUGUAGAGCUUGUGAUUGGUCGACUCCAGGACAAGUCUAGUUCAGUGAGGAAAAAUGCAAUUCAGCUUGUGACAGCUCUGUUGCGUAGUAACCCAUUUGCAGCAAAGCUAAGCUUAGAAGAGUUGAAAACAAAUUAUGAGAAAGAAAAGGAGAAAUUGCAUGAGAUGGAGCCUGAAGAAACACUCCCAGCUGUGCCAAAUGACCUUAUGAUCCAAGAAGAGUGGCAAAAGGUUGAAUCAGCUAUAGAGGUUGCUAUUAAAGCUGUUAUGGAGGCAAGUGAUGAAGAGGAAGAUGAAGAUAAUGCUCCCAAGAUUGGUGAAGGGGAAACAAUAGAUAAUGCUAUGGAGUGCAUCUACAACAACAUCACAAGUGAGGAGUAUAAGAAGGCCGUUCAACUGACCCAGAUGGCUAAGGAGCAGUGGCCAGAGCAUGAUCUCUUCAACCCAAGUAAUGUAAAUGUACAAGGAGAUGAUUCGGAUGUUGAAUCUGAUGAAGCAGUUGGUACCGAACCUUGGAAAUGUCUCCAGUGUCUCAAAUCUAUCUUUUUGGGCAUGGCCGAGCUCCCAAAAGCUGACCAGAACCAAAAUGAAGACAAAGACAAAUCUAAGCAAACUGAGCAGGAAGCAAAUGAACUCGCCAAACAACAGGUCCUUGUACAAUAUCUCAAGGACUGUAUGAUAUUCACUGGCCAAGUACAGCAGGCUAUACCAGUAAUCUGCCAGCUUUUGGGCUCCAAGAACACCACAGACAUUCUAGAGGCAAUGGAAUUCUUUGUGACAGCAUUUGAGUUUGGCGUCAGCAAUUCAAUGCUAGGGAUCCGCCGUAUGUUGGCAUUGAUUUGGUCCAAGGAACAAUCAGUGAAAGAUUCCCUAGUGGUUGCCUACAAAAGACUCUAUUUAUCACCUGUGGGGGGAACUGCAAGACAACAAUCUCUGGCCAUAGUAAAGAACCUGACUGCAUUAACAUAUGGGGCCACCUUGGGUGAUCUCACCUCACUGGAGGAAAUGGUGUGUGAAUUUGCUAAAUCCGAGGAUAUUGACAGUGGUGUCAUCAAGAUGCUUUGGGAGAGAUUUGCUAAGAAGGUUCCAAAUACAUCUGAUGAAGAAAGCAGAGGAGCUCUCUUGCUUUUAGGAAUGGCUGCUGGGCAUGAGGAGAAUAUAAUUAAAAGUAAUGUUGAUGUACUGGUGUCUGAAGGACUGGGUGAAAGAGGCAAGAACGACUUCCAGUUAGCUAAAGACACAUGUAUUGCUUUGCUCAAACUAGGAGGAACAAAAAAGGCAAAGGCUGGUAGCUUUGUUGAGCCAUUCCGUUUUCCUCAGGACCAUGAUAUCUUCACAAGACUUGCAGAUAUCCUGGUUGCAGGGGUUUCAAAUCUUGAGAGUCCCUUCUGGGUUCCAAUGGGCGAGCAGGCCAUUAAUGUUAUCUACAAGCUGGCUGAACACCCAGAUGUCAUAGCCACAGAUAUUGUAAUGAGAUUAAUCAAGGAGAUUAAGGGAACAUCUGAAAGUGGUGUCUCCUCUCAGGAAAACAUGGAGCUGGAUACCAUUAAUGAGAGUCAGGAGCUCAAUACAAAUAAUCCUGAGCGAGCAUCGUUGUCACCUACAGAGUUCAACUGCCCUUCUGGUAUACUUACACGCCUGUUGUCCCUGGCUGGCCAUAUAGCCCUACGUCAUCUUGUACAUCUUGAUGUCGCAGUUUUUGGUGAAUUAAAGCGACGUAAUGCUAUUCAUGAAGAAGAAAAAAAUAACAAGAAGAUGAAGGUCAAUUAUAGUGCAAGUGCAACCCCUAUGAAUAAAGCAAAGGACUCUGCUAAUGGUGAGACGAUUGAUGAAGAGAUGGGACUGGCUGGUGCUACAGCAGAUGAUGCCGAGGCUGAGUACAUCAGGAGAGUCUGUGAACAUGACAUUGUUACAGGUUCUAACUUGUUGGCAGUAUUGAAGCCUCUCAUAGUGACUGUUUGUAACAACCAGGUUAAAUACCCUGACCCAGAACUGCGAACUGCAGCUACACUGGCCCUUGCCAAGUUUAUGAUGGUCAGUUCUGAGUUCUGUGACAGCCACCUCCAGCUGUUAUUUACUGUGCUUGAGAAGAGCCCUAACCCAGCAAUUAGAGCAAACACCAUUAUAGCCCUGGGGGACCUCACAUUCCGCUUCCCCAACCUCAUUGAACCAUGGACAUCUAAUUUGUAUGCAAGAUUACGUGAUGAUUCACCAAUGGUACGUAAGAAUACAUUAAUGGUUCUCACCCAUUUGAUUCUGAAUGACAUGGUCAAAGUGAAAGGUCAAAUCAGUGAGUUAGCAACAUGCAUCGUAGAUGAGGAUACAAGAAUCUCAAACCUGGCCAAGCUUUUCUUCCUUGAACUCGCUAAAAAGGGCAACGCUGUGUACAACAUCAUGCCAGAUGUCAUCUCACGUUUGUCCGACCCAGAUGUCGGAGUGGCAGAAGACAACUUCCGUAUCAUUAUGAAAUACCUAUUCUCAUUUAUCCAGAAAGAUAGACAGUGUGAGAGUCUGGUUGAGAAGCUAUGCCAUAGAUUCAGGGCUACCAGGGUUGAUCGUCAAUGGAGGGACCUGUCAUUCUGUCUGUCCAUGUUGUCAUACAACGAGCGCAGUAUACGUAAACUACAAGAGAACUUUGCCUGCUUCGGAGACAAAUUAGCUGAUGAUGAAGUCUACAACUGCUUCAUGAUUGUCAUCAAUGGUGCCAAGAAGUUUGCAAAGACAGAAAUUAAGGCUAUGGUGGAUGAGUUUGAGGAGAGGGUCACUAAGUGCCACAAUAAAGGCAUGGAUGAUGAGGAAGCCACCCAGAAAGCAAGCAAAGCCUCAAAUGCUGCUAAAAACCGCAGGAAAACACCCACAAAAACACCAGGUCGUAAAGCUAAAGGAAAAACUCCUGCAAGACGUAAGGCAACUGUAGAUACUGAAAGCGAAGAAGAUGAUGAUGUCAUACACCCAGCUCGUCGUGGUAAAAAUGCAGCACCAAAACCCAAGCCAAAAUUGUCGUUUUCAGAUAGUGAAGACAGUGAAAUUGAAUUAUUUGAUCUUGAUAAGAGCAGUUCACAACAACAAUUAAAAGGGGAAUCUGAUACAAGUAGUGAUUCGGAAAACAUCAACCCCAACAUAGAACCAGACAGUCCACCACCUCCCAUUAGGAAAUCACGAACUGCAUUGAAGUCUAAAUCCUCCACAAGUAAAACUCCAAUAAAACCUUCAAAUACUCGGAAACGUGCAGCAAAGACUUAGUAUAUAUUGUUCUUGUAUUGUUCAUAUAUCAUCAUUAAGGAUAUCACAUCAAAAAAUCAUGGCACUACAUGUAUAUACUACCUACAAAUAGCUGUAAAUAGGAUGUUAAUAUCGA